Messenger RNA from Penicillium angulare, 528 nucleotides. RefSeq lists its product as uncharacterized. The record is from RefSeq and is a predicted model, not a curated record. NCBI's taxonomy places the organism in Eukaryota, Fungi, Ascomycota, Eurotiomycetes, Eurotiales, Aspergillaceae. The coding region runs from base 1 to 528 and encodes 175 amino acids. The transcript is spliced from 3 exons.
AUGGGUCUUCGUGUUGGACUUGUACUAGCCAUAGUCAGCUGUGUGACAAACCCCGGUCAGACCGGAAGUAGUGGGAAGACGGAUGUAGGAGCAAAGAAGCUGAGCAGUGAUUCUGGCCGAGUUUCGAAAUUGACGAACCCGAAGCGAAAGUCUUCACAGGCAUUCGUCUCAAAUACUAAGAAAGAGGCUAUGAUUGAGCCGACAGAGGACCCUUCAUGGGAGGAGGUAUACCGGAACUGUCUGGAUAUGCUCGAUGAGGCCGACCAAGACACCCGCCACCUGAAUGCGACCUUCGGCAAAGAGAGGCAUAAAGCCUCGAAUUCCAUACAGAAGCUGCGUACGGAACUACAGCAAGCCACCGCGGACAAGGAACAGACUGAGAGGCGUUGCGGGGAGCUCGAGAAUAAGGUCGCACAGUUAAAGCAACAGAAUAAGACUUCAAUUGCCCGCUCUCAGGACCAAGUGCCGUGGACUAAGGUUCAAUCCAUCCUCGACGGAAUCCGUACCAAUAUCCUCGCCACUGCCUAG